Penicillium olsonii is the source of this 516-nucleotide messenger RNA. NCBI's taxonomy places the organism in Eukaryota, Fungi, Ascomycota, Eurotiomycetes, Eurotiales, Aspergillaceae. The record is from the annotation of a GenBank genome assembly.
AUGGUUAAAUUAUCUGACGAUCGUCCUCCGCAAUACGAACCACACCAUCAAAGCCAUGAUAAUAUACUUAUCACGGUCAUCCAAAAUGAAAGACGUGGCCGGAAAUGGGCACGAAAAUGGGACGAUUUCGAUCCAAAAGCCCAAAACUUCUUUGAUACCGUUCCUCUAGGCGACUCGAGAUGCCCACCAUCUGUGGAGUCUUUCCUUCACGGGGCCCGGCUACUUGAUGAAAUGGCAGACUUAUUCAGAGAGGCUGCAAAUAUACAAGAGGAAAGAAACUCACAUGGCCAAGACGAGCUUUAUGAUACCGUGAAGAAGCUUUCGGAUACCGAACUUGAUCGCGUCUUUGCUUCUUCAAACCUGGGCACAGGAUCGUAUAGGAAACCUGAGCUGAUUUGGAACCACAAAAGCGAUAUAGAUGGCCGUGAGAAAUUCAAAUUCAAAUCAUCGAGGGCCCGGAGGUUUCUCCACACUGUGCAGGGGGUAUGGGUUCAUCUGACGGGCCCGCCAGUCUGA